AUGUGACUGUUGCUGUUACUGUUGCUGCUGUAAUAUCCCAAUACAGCAAUUGAAUAUGAUGAAGAAUAUGAGGACGUUACUGUCAAUCAAAUGCUUGCUCCAAGAAGUCAGGAGACAGACGCAACUCUGAUACUUAAUAAUUUACUGAAAGACUAUGAUAAGAAUCUUCGGCCAGAUAUCGGGGGUAAGCCAACAAUGGUUGAUGUGGACAUAUAUGUGAACAGUAUAGGACCAGUUUCAUCAAUUGAUAUGGAGUACCAAAUUGACAUUAUAUUCGCCCAGGCGUGGACAGACACGCGUUUGAGGUACAACAGCACCAUGAAACUGCUGACCCUCACCAGCAACGUGGUGGGACUCAUAUGGAUACCGGACACCAUCUUCCGCAACUCCAAACGCGCCGAAGCUCACUGGAUCACCACUCCCAAUCAACUCCUAAGGAUAUCAAACGACGGAAGGAUACUGUACACGCUGAGGAUGACCAUCAAUGCGGAAUGCCAGCUGCAGCUGCACAACUUCCCCAUGGACAAGCACUCCUGCCCCCUCAGCUUCUCCAGCUACGGUUACCCUCGAGAGGAGGUGAUUUACAAGUGGAAGAGGAACUCAAUUGAUCUCUCUGACCAGAAGUCCUGGCGCCUCUACCAGUUUGAUUUCACGGGCCUCAGGAACACAUCAGACGUCAUGACAACAACAGCAGGCGAUUAUGUGGUGAUGACAGUCUACUUUGAUCUGAGUCGACGCAUGGGCUACUUCACCAUCCAGACCUACAUUCCCUGCAUCCUCACGGUCGUCCUCUCCUGGGUGUCCUUCUGGAUCAAUAAGGACGCUGCUCCCGCAAGAACAGCCCUGGGAAUCACUACUGUACUGACCAUGACAACACUGAGCACUGUGGCGAGGACAUCUCUUCCCCGUGUCUCCUACGUCACGGCCAUGGACCUCUUUGUGACCGUCUGCUUCCUGUUCGUGUUCGCCUCGCUGAUGGAGUACGCCUUCCUCAACUACUACUGCUACCGCGCCCAGAAGCCAAAGUUCGGAGCCAAGUCCGAGAGGCCGGCCUACUCCUCGCUCAGCCUCAACCCAUCCCUGAGUUGUUCGCCGACCCUCAUCACCCUCAACAACUCUAUGUACUGGCAGGAGUACGACGACACCUGCCUCUACGAGUGCCUGGACGGUAAGGACUGCAAGAGCUUCUUCUGCUGCUAUGAGGAGUGCAAGGACGGGGACUGGCGCAAAGGACGCAUCCACAUCGACAUCAACGAGCUCGACUCCUACUCCCGGGUCUUCUUUCCCACCUCAUUUAUACUGUUCAAUAUUGUCUACUGGGUGGGUUACCUCUAUCUUUAGGAGCUGGAUAAUGAUUUCACCCCCCACCCCCCACCCCUCCCUGUAUUGAUUUGGACUUCAAAAAGGAAGAAACUGUGAUCCC
Messenger RNA from Sardina pilchardus (European sardine), 1423 nucleotides. Its product is annotated as gamma-aminobutyric acid receptor subunit gamma-3-like. Lineage: Eukaryota; Metazoa; Chordata; Actinopteri; Clupeiformes; Clupeidae. Gene Ontology annotation, molecular function: inhibitory extracellular ligand-gated monoatomic ion channel activity; GABA-A receptor activity; GABA-gated chloride ion channel activity. The transcript has 9 exons. Gene Ontology annotation, cellular component: GABA-A receptor complex; dendrite membrane; neuron projection. Gene Ontology annotation, biological process: synaptic transmission, GABAergic; gamma-aminobutyric acid signaling pathway; signal transduction. The record is from RefSeq and is a predicted model, not a curated record.